Molecule: messenger RNA, 1899 nt
Organism: Oncorhynchus nerka (sockeye salmon)
Lineage: Eukaryota; Metazoa; Chordata; Actinopteri; Salmoniformes; Salmonidae
Exons: 2
Coding region: 1-1899 (632 amino acids)
Source: RefSeq, a predicted model, not a curated record
AUGGCGAGCGUGACACAGAGGCACAUCCUCACCUACCAAUCCUGUCACCCUCCCAGCCUCCCAGACUGUCACCCUCCCAGCCUCCCAGACUGUCACCCUCCCAGCCUGUCACCCUCCCAGCCUCCCACACUGUCACCCUCCCAGCCUCCCAGACUGUCACCCUCCCAACCCUCCCAGCCUCCCAGACUGUCACCCUCCCAGCCUCCCAGACAGGCACCCUCCCAGCCUCCCAGACUGUCACCCUCCCAGCCUCCCAGACUGUCACCCUCCCAGCCUCCCAGACUGUCACCCUCCCAGCCUCCCAGACUGUCACCCUCCCAACCCUCCCAGACUGUCACCCUCCCAACCCUCCCAGACUGUCACCCUCCCAACCCUCCCAGACUGUCACCCUCCCAGCCUCCCAGACUGUCACCCUCCCAGCCUCCCAGACUGUCACCCUCCCAGCCUACCAAUCCUGUCACCCUCCCAGCCUCCCACACUGUCACCCUCCCAGCCUCCCACACUGUCACCCUCCCAGCCUCCCACACUGUCACCCUCCCAGCCUCCCACACUGUCACCCUCCCAGCCUCCCACACUGUCACCCUCCCAACCCUCCCAGCCUCCCAGACUGUCACCCUCCCAGCCUCCCAGACUGUCACUCUCCCAGCCUCCCAGACUGUCACCCUCCCAACCCUCCCAGCCUCCCAGACUGUCAGCCUCCCAGACUGUCAGCCUCCCAGACUCCCAGACUGUCAGCCUCCCAGCCUUCCCAUCCUCCCAACCCUCCCAGCCUCCCAUCCCUUACAGCCUCCCAACCCUCCCAGCCUCCCAGACUGUCACCCUCCCAGCCUACCAAUCCUGUCACCCUCCCAACCUUCCCAUCCCUCCCAGCUUCCUAGCCUCCCAACCCUUCCAGCCUCCAAACCGUCCCAGCCUCCCAUCCCUUACAGCCUCCCAACCCUCCCAGCCUCCAAACCUUCCCAGCCUUCAAACCCUCCCAGCCUCCCAUCCCUUAGUCUCCCAGCCUCCAAACCCUCCCAGCCUACCAACCUCCCAGCCUACAAACCUGUCUUCAUGUUUAUCUCCAGGAGGAUUACAACCAGUCUCCCAGACUGUCACCCUCCCACACUGUCAGACUGUCACCCUCCCAGCCUCCCAGACUGUCACCCUCCCAGCCUCCCAGACUGUCACCCUCCCAACCCUCCCAGCCUCCCAGACUGUCAGCCUCCCAGACUGUCAGCCUCCCAGACUGUCAGCCUCCCAGCCUCCCAGACUGUCAGCCUCCCAGCCUUCCCAUCCCUCCCAACCCUCCCAGCCUCCCAUCCCUUACAGCCUCCCAACCCUCCCAGCCUCCCAGACUGUCACCCUCCCAGCCUCCCACACUGUCACCCUCCCAGCCUCCCACACUGUCACCCUCCCAGCCUCCCACACUGUCACCCUCCCAACCCUCCCAGCCUCCCAGACUGUCACCCUCCCAGCCUCCCAGACUGUCACCCUCCCAACCCUCCCAGCCUCCCAGACUGUCACCCUCCCAGCCUCCCAGACUGUCACCCUCCCAGCCUCCCAGACUGUCACCCUCCCAGCCUCCCAGACUGUCACCCUCCCAGCCUCCCAGACUGUCACCCUCCCACACUGUCACCCUCCCAGACUGUCACCCUCCCAGCCUCCCAGACUGUCACCCUCCCAGCCUCCCAGACUGUCACCCUCCCAACCCUCCCAGCCUCCCUGACUGUCAGCCUCCCAGACUGUCAGCCUCCCAGACUCCCAGACUGUCAGCCUCCCAGCCUUCCCAUCCCUCCCAACCCUCCCAGCCUCCCAUCCCUUACAGCCUCCCAACCCUCCCAGCCUCCCAGACUGUCACCCUCCCAGCCUACCAAUCCUGUCACCCUCCCAACCUUCCCAUCCCUCCCAGCUUCCUAG